Molecule: messenger RNA, 757 nt
Organism: Wallemia mellicola CBS 633.66
Lineage: Eukaryota; Fungi; Basidiomycota; Wallemiomycetes; Wallemiales; Wallemiaceae
Exons: 3
Coding region: 216-728 (170 amino acids)
Source: RefSeq, a predicted model, not a curated record
GCAACGAUGUGACAGUCGGCUAUUAAAUAUAAACAGAAAGGAGGUGUCGUCAAGGAUGUUUGGUAGAUCGUGUGAUCAACAAGAACGCUAUAUUAUGCUGAUAUAACUAGAUAUCGAGCGAUCAAAUGGGAGUAGUAUAUAACUAUAUAUAUAGAUAGUCCAGGCAAAUAGUUAUAUCGCACUGACGCAUUAUCACACUUCUUUGAUAAACGACGAUGCCAGAUUGGGCGAAAUUAGCGGACAAGGGUAAAGAGUACAGCAAUAAAGGUAUAGACAAGGGAAAGAAAGCUUAUCAAAACUCUAAAUCAGCGCCAACGAAUAAAGCGUCGCCAUUUGAGCCACCGAAGCAGAUAGUAUCAUUAGAUCAUCAGCCAGCGCGUAACACAGCCCCAAAAAUUGAUUUUGCACCACCACCACUGCGUCCGGAUAGUGCGAGAUCAUCAUCGACUAAUCCUGGGAUAGGAGGAUCUUCUAAUAACCAAACAAGAGGCUUACCUCCUAGAGGCAGUGCACCACCUCAGCCUGGCUUUAGAGGCAGAGCGAGUGCGCAGGUGAACCCACGUUUACCUAUGAGAGAGGAUCUACCACAGUACCCUGGACAGCCUUCCAAUAUAUUCAAAGAGAACAAAGAGCAAUUCUUCUCAUUCUUGGAUGAUUACUUUGCUAAGAAUCCACCUAGACAAUCUGACGAACCUGAAAUACCAAAACACACAAGACCUGCUUUUUGAUUAAGACUUUGUACUAAAAUUUAUAUGAC